UCGUUUCAUCUUCGCUUAGGAUUGGUCGACUCCGUAUCGGGCCCUCUUUAUGUUACGAAAGUAAACUUGGAGGGAGGCCAAGUAAAGAAAGCGUCUGUGUCCUCCAGUCUGUUCUUAGACGCCGUUGCGCAAGUUGGGCGUCUCUUCGCUGCUCGGCUCUGCGUUUUUCACCAUUCCGUUUGUUGUUGACGACCAAACAUUGCCAUUCGUUUCACGAGCUAACGUUGGCUAUCGGGCUAACAAACAUGGCUACUCGCACCGGGACUUCGACAUAUAAAGGCACAGCGGACAGAGAGGCAACCUCAUGACGUCAAUUCGACUUUAACCCAUCCGUGACUGCUGACGCUGGUGGGAAGUAACAUCAUCAUUAUGGAGAUCAGCACCACCGCUGGCAGCAUCUUUCCACAUGGGGAUGGAGACCCGAUGGAUCUCCCUGCUCCAUCAUCCACAAUAUCCAUUGACAAGCUCCUCCCGGCUUUGUUGAAGUGCUUUGGCAUCAUCCUGUGCGGCUACAUCGCUGGCAGGGCCCACAUUAUCACAUCUACCCAGGCUAAAGGUUUGGGCAAUUUUGUGUCCAAGUUUGCCCUGCCCGCCCUCUUGUUUAAGAAUAUGGUGCUGCUGGACUUUGGGAAUGUCAUUUGGCCAUUCAUCUGGAGCGUUCUCAUCGCCAAAGCGUCUGUGUUUGCCAUCGUUUGUAUCCUGACGCUGGUUGCUUCCAGUCCCGAAAGUCGCUACAGUAAGGCUGGACUCUACUCGAUAUUUGCCACCCAAAGCAAUGACUUUGCUUUGGGUUAUCCAAUUGUUAAAGCUCUAUAUGAGAGCACACAUCCGGAAUACAUCCAGUACAUCUACCUGGUGGCACCUGUGUCGCUCAUGGUGCUCAAUCCCAUUGGCUUUGCCUUUUGUGAGGUCCAGAAAUGGAAGGAUCAGCGUGACCACCAGCAGGGCAAACUUUUGAUUGUGGGACAAGUGGUGCUCCACCUCCUUAAGAACCCGAUCGUUUUUAUGGUCGUUAUUGGCAUUGCAGCUCACUUUGCCCUGCACCAGAUACCUUCCUUCAUGGAGGACUUUGUGGACGGUUUGGCCGACUCCUUCGGCGGGGCCGCUUUGUUCUACUUGGGUCUGUCCAUGGUGGGGGAGCUGAAAAAAUUAACCAGGUCCACUGUUAUGACUCUGAUAUUACUCUUGACAGCAAAAUUGUUGCUGAUGCCUCUGAUUUGUAAAGAUAUGGUGGAUCUUCUAGACAGCACCGGCCCUUUGAACCACUCAAGCCUGUCAGACUUUGCCUUUCUUUAUGGCGUGUUCCCCACGGCGCCCAGUGUGGCUAUCUACGCUACAUAUUACAACGCACAGCUGGAAGUGGUUAUUUCCGGAAUGGUGAUCAGCACUUUGCUCUCAGCUCCAAUAAUGUUUACCUCCGCCUGGCUGCUCACCCUACGCUGGAUGGAUCCUCGGCAUCUGAUGAACACGUUACAAGAUGUCAGCUUUGACAUAAGCAUUGUCAGCCUAGUGGCACUGGUGUGGACUAUUGCAGUCAUGUUUUUUAGUAAGAAGUUCAAGAGCCUGCCUCAUAAGUUUUCAACCAAUCUUUUCUUGGCACAGUUCCUUACUUGUUUCGGAAUAAUACUGUGGAAAUUUGUGGUGAGGGGAAACAGCUUUAUCAGUCAGAUCUUGUCUUUUACGCUCCUGUGCACCUCCCUCUACUGCACGUACAUCUGGCCAGGCUUCAUUGCACUCUCUCUUGUACUCUUGAGAAGGUUUGAUCGUCUAAAGGUUUCUUCUGGCGUGUUUGUCUUUGCGGGCUGGGGGAUCCCUGCGUUCGCAACUGCUGUGUUGCUUAUCUGUGGGGAAAAACUCCAUGACACCAUAGACUCGUCACAAUUUUACAGCAAACCGCAGAUCAUCUGCAGCACAAUUGUGCUUGCUCUCAGUGUGCUACUAUCAGGGAGUUCCCUGCUGUUUCUCAGUAGAGGAAGAUCAGCCCAAAAAGAUCGAAAUCAAGGAGCAAACACCUCUGUGGAAGACCUUGUGACUGAAACUGAACAAGAUAACCAUGCUAUGUUUGAACCAGAAGUGCAUUCAGAAGAUCCCAGCAGAGCAUGUCUCAUGCGUGAAUGUGCACCACCCCAGCCCAUGCCGGACAUGAUCAUCAGCACCAAUGUGAACCACACAGCAAACUCGCUCACAUCCCAAAGUGAGAAUAGCAGUGAUUCAUCGGUCUGCCUUGUGUCCAGAGUGGAAGAGCUAAGUCAGGAUGAAGAUCGACAAGUGGCCCGUCAUGUCCUCCUGUGUUUGCUUCUGACUGUCGGCUCGCUCGCUAACUUGUCCAGUUGCGUAUGGUUGCUCUUUAACGAAGACCCGGGUAGACUUUAUGUGGAGCUGCAGUUCUUUUGUGCCGUGGCCAACUACGGGCAGGGCUUUCUCUCAUUUGUGCUGUUUGGCCUGGACCGACAUUUGGUUAUAUUACCGUUUUGGAAGAGGCUGCACAGACUGUGGUACAGAAGGGGCCAAGAAGAGCAACCGCAAAGUAACGUGACUGAAGAGAUCAGGAUGACAUGCACUGACUUUAUCAAACACUAUCAGGACCAGUGCUUUCACGACAUCGUCCGGAAGAGGAGGUGUGGAAAGAGGAGAAUGGUGGACUGUUUCCUGGGCUGUGAACUUGUGGAGUGGCUCCAGCAGGUGGGCUUAGCUGAGGAUCAACUUGCGGCCGUACUGUACGGCACCUGCUUGCAGCAAGGUGGCGUUCUUCAGCAUAUCGAGCAGGAUUGCUGCUUCCAAAACGCUCCAAUUUAUUAUUCCUUCGUGACCUAAACUGUAACCCAACGAGCACUUUAAUCUAAGCACUGGAUGAAGAUGGCUGACACGUGUACGCGUCUUACAACGCAUGAAAAUGCUUUAGCUCAACCAGAGGCUAUUAUUCAGGGGUGCAUGAGCGCUACAACAACAUUAUUGCUAGUUGUUGCUUGCUUUCUGGGAGGGUUUCAGUUUUUUAAAACAUGAGACGACAUGGGUGGACAUUCAUUAGUCAUUAUACAUCUGAACUAAUGAUGGGAUGAUAUAAUAACAGCUGUAACAAAUGUCUAUUGUACAGCUAUUCAGUUGGCAUUCUAUGGGGUGUUGUAAAUGCAGCCUUGCAGCUGUCUGUCGGACCCAAACAUGCACAUGCAUGGUUGCACCUUUCAAAAAUGGCAUGUGAGUGGUCAUGUUCUUUUUUUAGUUUUGUAUCACUAGACUAACAGUCAUGGAUAAACACUGUCAUGCCAGAGACAGUCACAUGGCAUAUUUUGGAGAACGCAUUGGUUGGUUGUUGCCUUAACAACAGAAUAUUUUAUUCCUUACAACUACAUAAUAUUGAAUUUUGCUUCACCGUGCAGUAUUGCUCAUUCAGCAUAACACCAAAUACUCAAUACAUCACCCUAAAUGUACUUUUUAAAAUGAUACUAAUGCCAACUUUUUAUUUUAUGCGAGUCAAGACAAGUACGUCAUCUUUGUUUUUGGGUGCCAGUAUGUGAGGGAUUAUCCACAAAGAAGUGAUGUGAUUUCUUUGUUUACCUCUACCAAAGAAGGGAAAAUUAAUUUUAUUUUCUUUGGUCUCUUUAUUUGACUUGUUUGUAAAAAUGUAAAGUAACGUCAAAAUGCUUUUGCCAUUGUUAAACUGUAUUUAACAUGGCUUUUUUUUUUGCUUUUUUUACUACAAAAAAGCAGGAUGUCCUUUGGACAUUUAAAAAGGGCAGUUAAGAUUGUUUUUUUUUUUUAAAGACAGAGUUGACGUGUGAAUUUUAUUUUCUCUCAGGUAAAAUAUAACGGCAGGCUAACAAUUUUUGGGUAUAUAAAUGUGAAAUAGUUUAUAAAUAAUGUUAUCCGCUCUUGGCACAUUUUGUCCAGUGCUGGUUAUUUAUGGAUUAUUUUGAAUAAAUCUGCACAGACUGUA
Molecule: messenger RNA, 3934 nt
Organism: Syngnathoides biaculeatus (alligator pipefish)
Lineage: Eukaryota; Metazoa; Chordata; Actinopteri; Syngnathiformes; Syngnathidae
Gene: gpr155a
Product: G protein-coupled receptor 155a
Exons: 16
Coding region: 370-2814 (814 amino acids)
Biological process (GO): transmembrane transport; G protein-coupled receptor signaling pathway; intracellular signal transduction
Cellular component (GO): membrane
Molecular function (GO): G protein-coupled receptor activity
Source: RefSeq, a predicted model, not a curated record